GCCCCCGCCUGCCCCGCCCGGCGCCGCACCACGUGGGCCAGGCGCCCCACGCCUGGAGCUCCCCUCUCUGGAGCCCCGGGAAAGGAAGCGGGGCAGGGAGGCCGGGUGGGAGCAGGGGGGUCUCCGGCGCUUCCUCUCCUCUGCGGGCGCCGCGCGGCUCCUGAGAGUCCGCCCCCCGUCCUGACGCUCAGCUAGGAAGCGGGUCCUCGGGCCCCUCCCCCGACACACACACACACACACACACACACACACACACACACACACACUCUCUCUCUCUCUCUCUCUCUCUCUCUCUCUCUCUCUCUCUCUCACACACACACACACACACACAGCCCGUCUCGCGCCUGAGGUCUCGCCCGCAGGCCGGUGGCGCGGGGUCAGCUGCUGCCUGCGGUCCAGGACAGGGUCGGUUCCGCCGCGCAGCGCCCAGGCCCAGCUCGUCCAGAGUCUGCGGACAGCGCACGUCCAGUCGUGGCAUUCCUGGUGGCUUUCCAUCAGAACAAGCAGCUCAUCGGUGACAGGGGGCUGCUUCCCUGCAGAGUGUUCCUGAAGAACUUCCAGCAGUACUUCCAGGACAGGACGAGCUGGGAAGUCUUCAGCUACAUGCCCACCAUCCUCUGGCUGAUGGACUGGUCAGACAUGAACUCCAACCUGGACUUGCUGGCUCUUCUCGGACUGGGCAUCUCGUCUUUCGUACUGAUCACGGGCUGCGCCAACAUGCUUCUCAUGGCUGCCCUGUGGGGCCUCUACAUGUCCCUGGUUAAUGUGGGCCAUGUCUGGUACUCUUUCGCCUCUGCCAUCAGCCUUCCCAGUAUGCACGGAGGGCAGUGAUGGGCGCUUGUGAUCUGAUCCGUGCCUCCUCCCUGGAUGUGGGAGCUCCUGGGCUUCCAGGCCCCGGGCACCUAGAGACGGAUGGUCGCACGCAUGAUUGUCGGCAUCUCACAGGAUGGGAGUCCCAGCUUCUGGAGACGGGGUUCCUGGGGAUCUUCCUGUGCCCUCUGUGGACGCUGUCAAGGCUGCCCCAGCAUACCCCCACAUCCCGGAUUGUCCUGUGGGGCUUCCGGUGGCUGAUCUUCAGGAUCAUGCUUGGAGCAGGCCUGAUCAAGAUCCGGGGGGACCGGUGCUGGCGAGACCUCACCUGCAUGGACUUCCACUAUGAGACCCAGCCGAUGCCCAAUCCUGUGGCGUACUACCUGCACCACUCACCCUGGUGGUUCCAUCGCUUCGAGACGCUCAGCAACCACUUCAUCGAGCUCCUGGUGCCCUUCUUCCUCUUCCUCGGCCGGCGGGCGUGCAUCAUCCACGGGGUGCUGCAGAUCCUGUUCCAGGCCGUCCUCAUCGUCAGCGGGAACCUCAGCUUCCUGAACUGGCUGACUAUGGUGCCCAGCCUGGCCUGCUUUGAUGACGCCACCCUGGGAUUCUUGUUCCCCUCUGGGCCAGGCAGCCUGAAGGACCGAGUUCUGCAGAUGCAGAGGGACAUCCGAGGGGCCCGGCCCGAGCCCAGAUUCGGCUCCGUGGUGCGGCGUGCAGCCAACGUCUCGCUGGGCGUCCUGCUGGCCUGGCUCAGCGUGCCCGUGGUCCUCAACUUGCUGAGCUCCAGGCAGGUCAUGAACACCCACUUCAACUCUCUUCACAUCGUCAACACUUACGGGGCCUUCGGAAGCAUCACCAAGGAGCGGGCGGAGGUGAUCCUGCAGGGCACAGCCAGCUCCAACGCCAGCGCCCCCGAUGCCAUGUGGGAGGACUACGAGUUCAAGUGCAAGCCAGGUGACCCCAGCAGACGGCCCUGCCUCAUCUCCCCGUACCACUACCGCCUGGACUGGCUGAUGUGGUUCGCGGCCUUCCAGACCUACGAGCACAACGACUGGAUCAUCCACCUGGCUGGCAAGCUCCUGGCCAGCGACGCCGAGGCCUUGUCCCUGCUGGCACACAACCCCUUCGCGGGCAGGCCCCCGCCCAGGUGGGUCCGAGGAGAGCACUACAGGUACAAGUUCAGCCGUCCUGGGGGCAGGCACGCCGCCGAGGGCAAGUGGUGGGUGCGGAAGAGGAUCGGAGCCUACUUCCCUCCGCUCAGCCUGGAGGAGCUGAGGCCCUACUUCAGGGACCGUGGGUGGCCUCUGCCCGGGCCCCUCUAGACGUGCACCAGAAAUAAAGGCGAAGACCCAGCCCCUCGGCGGCUCAGCAACGUUUGCCCUUCCCUGCGCCCAGCCCAAGCUGGGCAUCGCCAAGAGAGACGUGGAGAGGAGAGCGGUGGGACCCAGCCCCCAGCACGGGGGUCCAGGGUGGGGUCUGUUGUCACAUACUGUGGCGGCUCCCAGGCCCUGCCCACCUGGGGCCCCACAUCCAGGCCAACCCUUGUCCCAGGCGCCAGGGGCUCUGAUCUCCCAUCCAUCCCACCCUCCUCCCAGAGGCCCAGCCUGGGGCUGUGCCGCCCACAGGAGUUGAGACAAUGGCCAUCCUGACACCUUCCUCCACUACAGCCCUGACCAUAGACCCAGCCAGGUAGCUCUUGGGGUCUCUAGCGUCCCAGGGCCUGGUUUCUGUUCCCUCUUCAAUGGUGUGUUCCCAGCCAGGUCCUGACCCUCAGAGCCAAGUCCCUGUCACGUCUGGGGCAGCCAAACCCUCGCCCCACAGGGACCUGGACACGCCCGGCCAGGAUGUGGGGUUGGAUGGGCCAUUUUCUGUCCUAUCCCUCAUCUCCACCCCCGCCACAGCCUACACGCAUCCCACACAUGCAGGCACACACAGCCUGUGCACACAUGUGUUCUUGGCCCGGUUUCAUCCCCCCAUGACUGGUGUCUGUGAGGUGCAGAUGGACACAGCGCACACCCAGACCCUCCACCAGGCUGUGACCUCGCUGCCUCUGAGGCCUUGACAAGGCCCCUCAAUCGGAGGACAGCCGGCCGUGCACACUUUCAUCAUCGUCGGACAAACAGCGUCUACUGCACAUUUUUCUUAUUCCUAUUCUUGAGCCAUAGCUAUGGCAUAUUCUUCUACUAUUCCUAUUAUACCACUUACCAGCUUACUCGAAAA
This is a messenger RNA of Homo sapiens (human), 3033 nucleotides long. RefSeq names its product lipase maturation factor 1 (gene LMF1). NCBI's taxonomy places the organism in Eukaryota, Metazoa, Chordata, Mammalia, Primates, Hominidae. The record is from RefSeq and is marked reviewed. Gene Ontology annotation, biological process: protein maturation. The coding region runs from base 831 to 2135 and encodes 434 amino acids. The transcript is spliced from 12 exons. Gene Ontology annotation, cellular component: endoplasmic reticulum membrane.